AUGGCACUUUGCGGUGUUUGUUCGACUCCAAAUCUGCGGGAUUUGGAAGUGUUGCAAUCUGUUAGGAAUUCUUCAAGCAUUGUUGGUUUUAAACGAAACCGUAGUCUAUGGCAGCCCACAAGUUCAGUUCUUGCAAAAUCUGUAAAAUUUCGUUGUUCGUCCUCCUUGAAAUCUUCAUCAUCUAAUGUGGAGAUGGAGGAGGAUGCUCACAAUACUAGUCCCUCGGUGGAGAAUGAAUCAGCACAUGUUAAGCAGUUCGUUUGGAACGAUUUUAAGAUUCUUGAUCGUGUUAGCAUUGGUCAUGGCGGCCGGGCCGAUGAGCUUGUGUUUGAAGCUAUAGUUCAGGUUCCAGAUAGCCCUUUGUUUAACCAAGGAGUUGUCCUUCGGAAAUUGAAUACCACUCACGCUCAAAGAAGAGGACGAAGAGCCAUAGAAGUAUUGAAAAAGCUAGUUCGUCGUAGGCUUCUGUACCAUUCGUACUCAAUGCAAGUUCACGGUUAUAUCUCCAAUAACCCGAGCGAUGAUCCGUACUCAUUUACUCUUGUACAUGGGUGCCAUGGAAGCUUCUCGAUUAGGCACUGGCUUCAACAGUCUGAUUGGCUUCCAACGUUAGAAGCUACUCUUGCACUGGAUGAAGAAUCUUUUAGAAGGGUGGGGGAUGAUACAACUGGAGGGCCUGCAGUAUCAAGGCAGUUAAGAUUAAUCCGUAUAUUAAUGAGGGAUCUUUUAAUCGGAGUCAAUUACUUGCACAGCCAUGGUCUUGCUCACACAGAACUGAGAUUGGAAAAUGUGCAUAUUAGCCCUGUGGAUAGACAUAUCAAAGUAGGGAUUCUCGGAAAUGCUGCUGACUUUUGGGAUGGUCCAAGUACUAGCAGCGCUGCUUACAGUACCAUGGACAGACGACAGAUGAUGAUAGCAUUUGACAUGAGAUGCGUUGGAUUCAUGAUGGCAAAAAUGGUACUUCAAGAACUGAUAGAUCCUUUAAUCUUUGCGAAAUUGAAGUCUUUCCUGGCAAAGGGGAAUGAUCCUUCCUCGCUACGGGAAUUCUUUGUGACGACACUCAAUAAAAACUCCGAAUCUGGAAAUACCGGAGUGCAAAUACUUGAUAGAAACUGGGGAGCAGGUUGGCACCUUUUAUCGUCAUUGAUUGCUACCAGACCUUCGAAAAGAAUAAGUUGCUUGGAUGCUCUUAAACAUCCUUUUCUAUGUGGGCCAAGAUGGCGUGUUGCCCCAUCAAUGGAUAUCAUCAGAUGGGGUCUUGGAUCAACCACAGUAAGGAUUUCAGAAGAAUACAUUUACCGCAUGCCUCAGCGCCAAAGACUUGCCCACUUCAUUGAACUAAUGGAGAUGCUUAACCCUUGUCCAAAACCAAAAUGUUGGUUGGAGCUUUUACCCGGAAAAUGGCGUUUGUUAUACUCUACCGGAAAGCAAAUAGGUCUAACUUUGCGUCAGCCCUCUACACGUGCCUUAAUAGGCAAUGUUCACUUGACAAUAACCCGAGCUUCAGAAGCGAACAACGCUUCACUUUCAUUUACCUCUGAUAUAGGCUUUACUGCCAUAACCAGCAAAGACUGGCCACACAACAAAACCGGAGUCACGGGUAAAUUACAAACGCUCUCUCAAUUCAGACUAGUAGCCGGAAAAAGACUUUACCUCAAAGAAGAGAAAAAGAACAUUGGUAAGUUCUCAAUGGGGGAGCCAGAUGCUGAAGAAGGUCUAGCCGAGAAACUAGAAACCGAGAAAUGGAAAAAGGUCGUCCCCUUCAAGGAGUUUCCGUCAAGUCUUCCUGUAGCYAAACUCGUCUCUGGGGAGAUCGAAGUAACGAUGAAUAUUAAUGAUCGUAUAGAUUCGCCUGGGAAUGUGAUUGGAGAAGUUAGAAAGCAGAUUCCACAGGAGAUGUUCGAUUUGUCGAAGCUUGUGUGUGGUACGUAUAUAGACAGUAGGUUACUUGUACUUAGGUGUGUGAAUGGUUCGGCAAUGUUGUUCACAAGGUCUAGUGUGGACCAUAAGUCUAUGUAG
Messenger RNA from Arabis nemorensis, 2019 nucleotides. The record is from the annotation of a GenBank genome assembly. Lineage: Eukaryota; Viridiplantae; Streptophyta; Magnoliopsida; Brassicales; Brassicaceae.